GGGUCAGAGAGCUCUCGGAUUUCAUCAAAAAUAUCUUUAUUUGUGUUCAGAAGAUGAAGGAAGGUUUUACAGGUUUGAGAAUGAUUAAUGAAUGACAUAACUCUCUAAUAAUGUAGAGGCGAACUCGUACUCUCACCUGAUGGAGGGAGUGGUGAAGAUCAUCCCGUUCGAUCAGUGCUCGUCUCCAGACGUCUACGGGUCAGAGGUCAGGUCAGGGAUGCUGUGUGCAGGAAGUGAGCUCUGUGUGGACGCCUGUCAGGGUGACUCGGGCGGUCCGUUAGCGUGCGAGUGUGACGGCGUGAGCUUCCUCUACGGGAUCAUCAGCUGGGGAGACGGAUGCGGACGCUCGGGGAAGCCCGGCGUUUACACCCUCGUGCCCAAAUAUUCAGACUGGAUCAACAGCGUCAUCAAAACAUCCAGAAAAACCUCCCCAAAAACUUCAGCCAAUAGAAAGACGAUAAACAUCUGUAUCGGGAGUCAAUGCAGGAGAUAAAACAACUGUGACUUUACUGUUAAUGUGUUCAUGACGUCACACUGACGGACGUGUGUUUUACUGCCAGCCUGUCGUAUUUAUAUUAACAAGCAAUAUGGGGACAUGUACACUGGAGUGGAAAGUGUUUGCUACUAUUAUUAUUAUUAUUA
This is a messenger RNA of Carassius auratus (goldfish), 642 nucleotides long. Its product is annotated as hepatocyte growth factor activator. Lineage: Eukaryota; Metazoa; Chordata; Actinopteri; Cypriniformes; Cyprinidae. Gene Ontology annotation, molecular function: serine-type endopeptidase activity. Gene Ontology annotation, biological process: blood coagulation; zymogen activation. The transcript is spliced from 2 exons. The record is from RefSeq and is a predicted model, not a curated record. Bases 140 to 493 code for a protein of 117 amino acids.